Molecule: messenger RNA, 2638 nt
Organism: Colossoma macropomum (tambaqui)
Lineage: Eukaryota; Metazoa; Chordata; Actinopteri; Characiformes; Serrasalmidae
Product: stonustoxin subunit beta-like
Exons: 2
Coding region: 396-959 (187 amino acids)
Molecular function (GO): protein binding
Source: RefSeq, a predicted model, not a curated record
AGGAGCAACUGCAACAGUCUACGUCUACAAAGAAAGAUCAGAACUGUCCAGACUGUGGUCUCCUCUGUGAUUCUUUAUGGAUGCAUAGCUGGACAUUAAACAAGCAAGAGUGGAAAAGUAAUAAUGCCUUUGAACCUCAUUUCUCCAACUAAAACUCUCUUAUUUUGAACAUAUUCUCAGAAGAACCAUUUCAGUGGAAAAGACCACUAGAACAGUUGUAAUUAAAAAGGAAGAGGACGAAUAGCAACAAGAUGGAUGGAUAGCAAUCAUGAAUCAGACGUUCAGCUACCUGAAGACCCAAACAGAAGACAGGAUAUUCUGAAGAAACACUAUCCAUGUGGUCACUAGGAGUGGGGAUUAACGAAUAUAUAAAGUGUUAAAUAUACAAAUGUGUAAUGUGCAAAAAUUUCCGUCAGCUGAGUCUGGAUCCCAACACAGUAAAUCAUGAAAUCGGUCUGUCUGAGAAGAACAGAGUGGUGAAGUACAGAGGAGGAGAGCAGCGUUACUCUGACCAUCCAGAGAGAUUUGACUGCUGGUACCAGGUGUUGUGUAAGGAGAGUGUGAGUGGACGCUGUUACUGGGAGGUUAAGUGGAGUAACUGGGUGUCCAUAUCAGUGUCAUAUAAAGGGAUCAGCAGGAAAGGAGAUGGUAAUGAGAGCAGGUUUGGAUUCAACAAUCAGUCCUGGAGUCUGUGGUGUUCGUCCACUCUCAUUUUCUGGCACAACGGCAUUAAGACUGAGCUCUCAGCUCCAUCGACCUCCAGAAUAGGAGUGUAUGUGGAUCACAGUGCAGGAACUCUGUCCUUCUACAGCGUCUCUGACACAAUGACCCUCCUACACACAGUCCACACCACAUUCACUCAGCCGCUCUAUGCUGGGUUUGAGGUCCACAGGGGAACUGCAAGGCUGUGGGAUUUCAAGUGUGCAUAUUGUAGUUACCUUAUAGGUACAUUCAAGUAAUUAUUUACAGUGCUGUUGUGUUAAUUGACAGUGAUGGAAAUAUGAAUAUUGUCAUAGUGGAGACCAACAGAACUGAGUCCUAGUCAAGACCGAGACCUGGAUACAUUGAGGCGAGACUUUUUAGUAGUUGAGUCAAAGUCAAGACAGAGAAAAUAUUUUUCAAAAAGAAUGAUAAAUAUAUGUUAGCUAAUAACAUUUUAUCAUAUAUUUUGUCAGAAAAAACAUCAAAUAAUCAGAGGUGGAAAGUGACAAAUUAUAUUUACUCUCAUCGCUGCACUUGAGUAUAGUUUUCCCUGUAAAGGUACUCUUUGGAGUAAAAUUGAAUUAUAGUGCUUUUACUUUAGUUAAUAUUAAUGAAACACUUUUAUUUGGUUACUUUAAUUUUUAAUAAGUUUACAGGGUAAAAAUGAAUAAUGCACAUGUCAGCUCAUAAACCAAUUAGCAGGAAGCACAGUUAAAUUUAAAAGAUUCAGUUCUGAAAGCCAUUUAAAAAGCAGAGCAUCUCCCAGCCUCAACAACACUACAGAGAGGCAGCAGGUUUAGAGCAGAAAGAGGUGAAUGUUACCAGCACAAAGAACUUUAUCCAAGCUGUCAUCUUCAUUGAUUUUCAAAUAAACUGAAGUAAACAGCAUUAAUAUCAGCUGCUAAAUCUGCCCUCCAAAAUAAGGACAGAUCUCCGCUUUCACUACUCAGCUUCAGCCUGUGGGAGCAGCUAACUAACCAGCUAAUUCCAGCUGAACAAGUAACUUCUGUGUUUACUAUUUUCUGCUAAAUUGGCAGGAAUUUAUUAAACUUAAAAUCUGUUGAGCAUAUUUUAUUGUAAGUGCCUGCUAGUUAACAAGCCACUUUAGUUAACACUGCCUGCGGUAUUUCUUCAUAAAACAUUAAUACUUAAACUAAAUUUGAUCAGUCAAGCUUUACUGGUUGGUCUACUAGGCCCAAUCUUACAGCCGCUACUGGCUCCAUCGCUGGGUACACUUAACUAAUAGGACUGUAUUCUGCCCUCAUGAACUGUCUGACCAGUUCAUUGGAGAACUAACAACAAACUAAUCAGUGCUGAAUGAGAACAUGACUCUCAGUCUUUGCUCCUCUGAAGGCUUAAAUGUUGUCUCUCUUUAUCGUUUUACUUAAUGUGACAGAAUAUGUUAAUGGGUGAGUUAAACAUCAAGUGGUAUUUGUAUGAAUUAUAUUUAAUUAACAUUAUUAGUUUUAUAUUAAAUUGAUGUAUGUAGUGUUGAUGUGAAAACAAAUAUUAAAGCAUGACAAAGACUUUUUAGGAAUAUUUGAGAUGGAAUUUCAGUUGCUGUGAAUAACCAGCCUCCAUGUCCACCCCCCCCCCACCACCACCACCACAACCUGGCCCACUGAAAUCUCACUCUAAAAAAUGGCACCCCUGUUACUGAGCCUAAUGAGAACAGCUUCUGUAGAGAAGCUGGAUCCGCACUGAUACUGCAUCUCUUCUACACUUUAAAUGACUCCACAACUUUUUUUAUUUCUUAUACCCCACUCACUUAAGAAUUCCACCUCUUUUCUAUGCUCCUUCCUGUCUCUCCUCUCUUUCCUCAUUUCUUUUUGUCUCCUCCUCUCCUCACUCUCUAUGACAGUCUUUAACACACAAGCAGAAAGUCACUCCUACUCAGUUUAAAAGUGAAAGAGAAAGUGAGAAAGUGAAACUAAUC